Messenger RNA from Siniperca chuatsi (mandarin fish), 2517 nucleotides. RefSeq names its product gastrula zinc finger protein XlCGF26.1-like. Gene Ontology annotation, molecular function: RNA polymerase II cis-regulatory region sequence-specific DNA binding; DNA-binding transcription factor activity. Lineage: Eukaryota; Metazoa; Chordata; Actinopteri; Centrarchiformes; Sinipercidae. The transcript has 4 exons. The coding region runs from base 155 to 2125 and encodes 656 amino acids. The record is from RefSeq and is a predicted model, not a curated record. Gene Ontology annotation, biological process: regulation of transcription by RNA polymerase II.
CUACGGAGCUAAUGGAGUUAGCUUAGCUUAGCUUGCUAGCAGGAAGUAGACGGACGCGAACGUGAUGUAACUUAGCAACACAGCGCGCAUCAGAGUGAGCAGACAGUUUUUAACGGAGUGAGUCUGGAGGAAAAGCUGCUGUGAAGCUGUAAAAAUGUUUAAAAUCCAGAACGAGGAGGAACUUUGUGGACAACGCAAACUACUGGACGCUGUUUUCCAGCCUGAAGUCCGGCUGCACAGAGCAGACAUCCAGCUGCUGUUGGCGAGUAAAGAAGAGGAUCCCCCUGAGCAGCAGGACUGGAGCCCCAGUCUGGACCAGGAGGACCCACCAGAGCCCCCACACAUUAAAGAGGAACCGGAGGAACUCUGGACGAGUCAGGAGGGAGAGCAGCUUCAAGGGCUGGAGGAGGCGGAUAUCACCAAGAUCACAUUCACUCCUGUCCCUGUGAAGAGUGAAGAAGACGAUGAAGAGAAACCUCAGUCCUCACAGCUUCAUCUAAGACUAAGUGAAAAGAUGAAAACAGAAGCUGAUGGAGAGGACUGUGGAGGACCAGAACCAGCCAGGAACUCAGAUCCAGCUAUUCAUGACAAGACGCCAGACUCCUCUGAACCUGAGACUGAUGACAGUUGUGACUGGGAUGAGACCAGGGAACCUCAGUCAGGUUUAAACCCUCUGCAAACUAACAUUGGAUGUAACACUGGUGAGAAAUCAUUUAGCUGCUCUGAGUGCGGUAAACAAUUCAGCCAUAACUCAAGUCUGAAGAGACACAAGAGAACGCACACAGGAGAGAAACCAUUUAGUUGUUCUGUCUGUGGUAAAGGAUUCAGACAAAAGGAACAUCUGAGACAACACAUGAGAAUCCACACAGGAGAGAAACCAUUUAUUUGUUCUGUCUGUGGUAAAGGAUUCAAAAAAAAGGAACAUCUGACACACCACAUGACACUCCACACGGGGGAGAAACGAUACUGCUGUACUGUUUGUGGCAGAGGAUUCACUCGGCUUUAUCGACUUAAAAACCACCAGUGUGUUGGUCAUCAGUCCUCACAGCUUCAUCAAAGACUAACUGAACAGAUGAAAACAGAAGCUGAUGGAGAGGACUGUGGAGGACCAGAACCAGCCAGGAACUCAGAUCCAGAUAGAAAUUUACAACCAGCUACUCAUGACAAGACGUUGGACUCCUCUGAACCUGAGACUGAUGACAGUUGUGAUUGGGAGGAGACCAGGGAACCUCAGUCAGGUUUAAACCGUCUGCAAAACAAUGAAGUACCUGUAAGUGAUCAGGAAUGUAAUACUGGAAAAACAUCAAGUAGCUCCUCUGAAUGUGCUACAAGCUUUGGCCACAAGGGACAUCUGCAGGAACAAGAUGGACUCCAAACAGGAGAGAAACCAUUUAGUUGCUCAGUUUGUGGUAAAAGAUACCUCGGGAAGAACUCCUUAUCGUCUCAUAUGAGACUUCAUUCAGAAGGAAAACGUUUCACGUGCUCAGUUUGUAAAAAAACUUUUCAGCGGAGAGCAGACAUCGUGAGGCACAUGAGAAUCCAUACAGGAGAGAAACCCUUCAGUUGUUCUGUCUGUGGUAAAAGAUUCACACAAAGCUCAGCUUUAAACAAGCACUUAAGAGUUCAUACUGGAGAAAAACCUUUCAGCUGCUCAGUAUGCAAAAAAACUUUUCAACAGAGAGAUACUGUUGUGGUGCACAUGAGAAUCCACACAGGAGAGAAACCCUUCAGUUGUUCUGUCUGUGGGCUAAGAUUUACACAAAGAUCAACUUUGUCACAACAUAUGAGAAUGCACACUGGGGAGAAACCAUUUAGUUGUUCAGUUUGUGGUAAAGGAUUCACUCAGCUUGCUCACAUGAAAAACCACAAGUGUGUUGGUAAGAGCAGUCAGGUAUUUCUGCCUCCGAAGCUGCAGAGUCUGGUUCUGCGAUUGUGGGCCACCUGCUACUACAGUUUGCAUUUGAACCUUUAUGUCUUCACUUUGGGUUUUGGACUUCAAAAUUCAAUAAGGAUCGAACCCACUAAAUACUCGUGUGCAAUAUACUCUGAGUUUAAUAUUCCCUAUUUAUCCUAUUUUACCAUACUUAUAACUCCAUAUUACUGCUGUGCAAUAUGCACCGUCUAAUAAUCUGGUUAAUCUCCAACACUUAAGUUAACUGUACUCAUUAUUGCACUAUUACUUGUAUUAUUAUACUGUACGUAGUUAUUAACUUGUAAAUCCACUUUUGUACUUACACUUAUUUUAGCUUUUAUACUUUAUAUCCACUUUAUACUUACUGACGUGACAGUGAGCAGCUGUAAUGAAAGAGUUUCCCCUUGGGGAUCAAUAACUAACUUGACAUCUCCUCUCUCCUUAUGUCGCUCUCAGCAGGUAUUUCUGCCUCUGGAGCUGCAGAGUCUGGUUCACAAACAUGACACACUGAGACAUCAACUGGCCAGGAAGUACCUGGAAGAGGAGCUUGACAAGUGGGCCAAAAUGUCCCACACGCUGACACUGAGAGAGAGUGUCUGAGAACA